UCCAGUCCCAGAAGGGGGCUGCUGUCUGAGCAGGAAGCUGCAUCUUCACUGGCCAGCCGGGAGAGGACCUGGGGUCUCGCUGGGCGCCCGACGGACCCUCCCCAGGGACCCGCCUGCCCCACACCGCCCCGCGACGCCGGGCGCUCCGCAUCAGGUUCUCCAGCCACAGCAUUACCUGUGGGCUCUCGAAUUCCCAGAGCUUCCAGAAGAUGCUCGGGCUACCAGCUGGGACCUCGGGGCUACAGUGAAGGGGGCACCCAUCCUCCCUUUCAGCUCCUCUCGUCCAGUGCCAGGGGCUCCCCCAGGGGGGCGAGCAUGGUGGUUUUCCAUCGGAGCCCCCUGGCUUGGGACGUCUGAGAAGAUGCCUGCUAUGAGGCUGUUCACUUGCUUCCUGCAGCUUCUGGCUGGGCUGGCGCUGCCUGCUGUGCCUCCCCAGCAAUUGGCCUUGUCUGCUGGGAAUAGCUCGUCAGAGAUGGAAGUGGUGCCCUUCCAGGAAGUAUGGGGCCGCAGCUACUGCCGGGCACUGGAGAGGCUGGUGGACAUCGUGUCGGAGUACCCCAGCGAGGUGGAGCACAUGUUCAGCCCGUCCUGCGUCUCCCUGCUGCGCUGCACUGGCUGCUGUGGUGAUGAAAACCUGCACUGUGUGCCGGUGGAGACGGUCAAUGUCACCAUGCAGCUCCUGAAGAUCCGUUCUGGGGACCGGCCCUCCUACGUGGAGCUGACGUUCUCUCAGCACGCACGCUGUGAGUGCAGGCCUCUGCGGGAGAAGAUGAAGCCAGAAAGGAGGAGACCCAAGGGCAGGGGGAAGAGGAAGAGAGAGAAGCAGAGACCCACAGACUGCCACCUGUGCGGCGAUACUGUUCCCCGGAGGUAACCAGCCCCUCGGAGGAGAGACCCCACACCUGGCUCGUGUAUUUAUUACCCUCACACUCUCAGUUACCUCCCUGCUGGCACCUGCCCUCUAUUUAUUAGCCAAUUGUAUCCCUGCUGAAUGACUCUCGCUCCCUCCACGAUGAGGGGCAGGGAGGGACAGGACCCUCAGGAAUUCAGUGCCUUAAGCAGAACGUGAGAGAAAGAUGGCAGCCAUGGACCCGUGCGUACUUCAGCUUGGGAAGAAGCAAGACAUGUGGCUUUGUGAGAGGCAAGCCAGGCCCCAGAGGCUCUGGGGAUCUCCCAGGGGCCAGAGAAGGAAGAAGAGAAGAGGACAUACCGCCUGUUCUUGGGCCUUGGUUUCUGUGCAGACAAGCAGUCCUUGUUUGAGAAGCUCUGGCCAGGGUGGCAGUGGAGGAGCCUGCUCUGGCCCUGACUGAGUGGGAAGGCAGGCAGCGGGUGGAGGGGUCCUUUGGCUUCCUCUCCCUGGCAGCAGCUCGGCUCCCUGGAGAGCAGACGGUUCAGCUCUGGAGAACGGUAGUUGCCUGGGGCCUUGGCCACUCCUUGUCCCCUACGGCCUCUCCUCACAUCUUGCCUCUGCUUGUGCUGGGACGUUGUUCUUUAUGGCCAAGGCAUCGCCAUCCUGCCCUCUCAGGGACACAGGCGAAGAGAGGGCCCCAGGCUGGGCACGGAGCAAGCUGCCCUGCGUGGCUGCCUGACUGCCAAGCCAGAUUCUCUUGAAUAAAGUAUCCUAGUCUGGAA
Molecule: messenger RNA, 1632 nt
Organism: Hipposideros armiger (great roundleaf bat)
Lineage: Eukaryota; Metazoa; Chordata; Mammalia; Chiroptera; Hipposideridae
Gene: PGF
Product: placental growth factor
Exons: 7
Coding region: 362-874 (170 amino acids)
Biological process (GO): sprouting angiogenesis; positive regulation of mast cell chemotaxis; vascular endothelial growth factor receptor signaling pathway
Cellular component (GO): membrane
Molecular function (GO): growth factor activity; vascular endothelial growth factor receptor binding; chemoattractant activity
Source: RefSeq, a predicted model, not a curated record